UGUUUGAAUGUGUAAAGUUUGAUCGAUUGAUUUUGAAAAGCCUGACCGGAAGUAAGAGCGUCAGUGACGCGUGCGGUCUUGACGCCGGCGCAGCGCCGCUCGGUCAGUCCGGUCUGGCUCGUGCUUCGGGCAGCUUCGUGUCUUCGCUGCGGCGGAGAAAUAUGAUGCGGAGCAGCAGCGGAACCGGAGCCCGUGAACCGGAUCAGUCCAGAACCAGAAGCAGAGCCAGACUAGCUGAAACCUCUGGCCCGGCACGGCUCGGCUCGCAGACAGCAUGACAGCGGAGGAGAGAGCGACGACAGAGAAAGGGUCCAGCCGCUGAGAGAGGCAGCUAGCCGGGCAGCUAACGGCGCGAUGACCGCGGAGGGAAGCGGCGGCGGAACGAUCCGCAGCCGCAUCAAGAACCUGCUGCGCUCCCCGUCCAUCAAACUGAGGCGGAGGAGCGGCACCGCGCGGCACAAAGAGGACCUGAGCGACAAGGUCACCUUGGAGAAGGUUCUGGGUAUCACGGCUCCAGGGAACCGAGCGCUGGCCUGCGAUGCCCGAACUGGACUGUUGGUGUAUCCUGCUGGGUGUGUCGUCGUCCUGUUGAAUCCUCGGAAGAACAAACAGCAUCACAUCUUCAACAGCUCCAGGAAGGCGAUCACCACAUUAGCAUUUUCCCCCGAUGGCAAAUACAUUGUCACAGGAGAGAGCGGUCACAUGCCUGCAGUCCGGGUCUGGGAGGUGUUGGAGCGUCAGCAGGUUGCAGAGCUGCAGGAACAUAAAUAUGGCGUCGCCUGCGUGUCGUUUUCUCCCAAUGGGAAAUACAUUGUCAGCGUUGGCUACCAACACGACAUGAUGGUGAACGUGUGGAACUGGAAGAAAAACAUCGUGGUUGCAGCCAAUAAGGUGUCCAGUAAGGUGACGGCCGUCUCCUUCUCUGACGACAGCUCCUACUUUGUUACCGCCGGCAACCGCCAUGUCAAGUUCUGGUACCUGGACCACUCCAAGACCUCUAAGGUGAACGCCACCGUCCCUCUGCUGGGGCGCUCGGGGCUGCUGGGAGAGCUCAGGAACAACUUCUUCAGCGAUGUGGCGUGUGGGCGGGGCCGGCAGGCCUCCUCCACCUUCUGCAUCACUUCCUCCGGUCUGCUGUGUGAGUUCAACGACCGGCGACUCCUCGACAAGUGGGUGGAGCUGCGGAGAGUCGACUCCGCCUCCGCGUCUCAGGCCACCUGCCUGUCUGUCACAGACGAGUUGAUCUUCUGUGGUUGUUCUGACGGGACGGUCAGAGCCUUCAGCCCCGUCAAUCUGCACUUCCUGUGCACUCUACCCCGCCCACAUUGUCUGGGAGCCGAUAUCGCCAGUAUGGUGAACGCCAGUCAGCUGUUCUCCUGCAGGCCGGAGGCUCGUUACCCAGACACGGUGGCGGUGACCUAUGACCCCACAAACCGCUGGCUGUCGUGCGUCUACAAUGACCACAGCGUUUACGUGUGGGACGUCCGCGACCUCCGGGACCCUCGGAGGGCGGGAAAACUGUACUCGGCCCUUUAUCACUCCUCCUGUGUGUGGAGCCUGGAGGUCUACCCAGAGGGGGGUGGAGGAGGAGGAGGAGGAGGAGGUGAGGUUCAUCUCCCUCCUGGAUCCUUCCUGUCCUGCUCCUCAGACAACACCAUCCGACUGUGGAGCAUCGAUGGCCUCAACAUCAUCAACCGGAACAUUCUGAGCCACGACCUGCAGAAGGUUAUCUACGUGGACGAGAACAUCACCAGCCUCCUCGACACAGAGAGCGCCGGAGAGUCAGGCUCAGAGGGGCAGCAGACAGACCAGAGCAAGGUGGGCAUUAGGACCCUGAAGGUCAGUCCUGAUGGGCAGCACCUGGCCUCUGGAGACCGCAUGGGAGUCCUCAGGAUCCAUGACCUGGACAGCAUGGAGGAGAUCAUGAACGUUCAGGCUCACGACUCAGAGAUCCUCUGCCUCGAGUUCUCAAAGCCAGACACAGGUCUCCAGUUAUUAGCCACGGCCAGUCGGGACCGUCUGAUCCACGUCCUGGAUGCGGGCCGAGACUACAGCCUGGUCCAGACUCUGGAUGAACACUCGUCCUCCAUCACUGCCGUCCGAUUCGCUGCCAAUGAGGGCAAAGUAAGGAUGAUCAGCUGUGGAGCCGAUAAGAGCGUUUACUUCCGGACCGCUCAGCAGCUGGACGACGGGCUGCAGUUCACGAGGACUCAUCACGUGGUGAGGAAGACGACGCUGUACGACAUGGACGUGGAGCCGACCAGGAAGUACGCAGCAGUGGGCUGUCAGGACCGCAGCAUCAGGAUCUUUAACAUCAGUAAUGGGAAACAGAAGAAGUUGUAUAAAGGCUCUCAGGGUGAGGACGGGACGCUCAUCAAGGUGCAGAUCGACCCGUCGGGUCUCUACAUCGCCACCUCCUGUUCAGACAAGAACAUCAGUAUCUUUGACUUCUACUCUGGAGAGUGCGUGGCGACCAUGUUCGGACACUCAGAGAUCGUCACAGGUCUGAAGUUCAGCAGUGACUGCAGACACCUGAUCACCGUGUCUGGAGACAGCUGUAUCUUCGUGUGGCGUCUCAGUCCAGAGCUGACCAUCAGGAUGAGGCAGCGACUCGCUGACCUCCGACCUCCCAGCAGCACUCAGAACUCCCAGAAUGCACCUCAACAGAAAGUGUCAAACCUCAGCAGCAGCAGGGAGCCGCCGGCUCCUCGGGUCGUUACCAUGUCGUCAGACAGUGACAAGGAGGAGGAAGAGGAGGAGGAGGAGCUCUGCUGUCCUUAUGUGCUCACAGCAGGAGGUCUGGAGGAGGACCCGGAAACGUGCGAUGAGAAGUUCAGCGCUCUGGACGGCAGGAAGCAGGUGUUGGGGGGUCGACCUCCUCGUCGGCGCUGGUCCAGGAGGGUGGGCAGGUCUGAGGAGGGGGUCCUGAUGGUGAAGUCCAUGUUGGACCUGAGACUGCUGGACUCAUACCACCCAGGCAGACAGGAGGAGACCCAGGACGAGGAGGAGGAGGUUAAGACACGCCCCCUCGAUAUAAGUGCCUCUUCCUGCAGCCAGAGGGGGAGGAGCCCAGGUGUGGAGGUGGGGCUACACAGGACCAAUCAGGAUCUGGGGAGCACCGUCAGUCUGCAGGUCACCUCUGCAUGGGCAGAGGACAGUGAGAUGAGGACCAAUCAGAGGCCAGACUUCAUCCAUCUGUCCAACCACAGCCCAGACAGGGAGGAGCUGGUGCUGUAUCCUGACCAAUGGGAGGACAGAGUGAGCCUGGCUGAGAGUGAGUUCCAGGUGAAGGAGGCGUGUCCUGCUGCUGCAGGUGGACGACAGGACAAACCCAGUCCAGACAGCGGCUGCUCGCUGGGCUUCAGCUCCAGUCUGUCCAGUCCAGUCAGACCUGCCGGAGACGAGUCGGAGCCCACAGAGCCUCUGAGUGUGGACGGGAACUCCUCUGAGCUGGAGGAGGAUGAAGAAGAGGCAGCAGGUGGAGGAGCAGCAGCAGCAGGAGGAGGAGGAGGAGGAGGAGGAGUCAGAGCCGCUCAGCUGGUGCCUCAGACUCCAGACCAGGAGGCCUUCCUCAAGGAGCACUUCGUCACUCUGGCCGACCUCUCAGGCUCAGGAAGUCCCAGCAGAGCAUCUCACAGCUCCAGUGAGAGUCUCAGCAUCUCCUCCAGGUUUUUGUCCCAGAGUUCAGCUGGAAGUCGUACAGUUCUUCCUCUACCAUCUCGGACCAACGGGGCAGGAGGAGGGGAGGUGAAGGCCCGGCCUCUGGUCUCAGAGGUCCGACCUCUGAUGGAGCAGAAUCACACCCAGGAGAGGAAGGUCUCCUGGAACCAGGACCAGGACCAGACGCAGCUUUCAGCUCAGGGUCCAGAUCAGCUCCAGAGCCAGAUGGAGGAGCAGGAGACCUCCUCAGGUCAGCAUGCCCAACGGACCUCCCCCCUGAAGAAGAAGGUCCAGACCACGGCCCAGGAGUCCAGAAGGAACCUGGGUCCAACGGCACGGGCUGCCACCUCCCAUUUGAACUCCUCCUCUGGACUCCGCAAGGCUCAGUCGGUCCAGAACCUGCUGACGGACACAGGUGACUCCGCCCCCUCCUCGGUGUCUCGUCCCUCCAGAGAAGUCUCUCCUCAGCCGCUCGUCCCCCCUCAGCGUCCCACCACCCUCCCCUCCUCCCCCAGACGGCCCCCAUCUAUAGCCACGCCCAUCCAGAAACCAAGCCCGGCCUCCCCGAGGUCGCCACAGCAGGAGACAGCCGCCGUCACCUCGACACCAGCCUCGUCUGCUGUCUCCACCCCCAGGAAGUCCUCCUCUUCCUCCGCUGCUGCCUCCACGCUGUCAGCUCGCUCCUACAUGAGCCCCACCGCUAGCUCCAUGGCCAAGAUGUCGCGCUCCGUCUCCAUGGGUGACGGCCUCAACACUGAUCCCGGCGAGGACCCCUCAGUGACAUCAUCCUCCUCUCAGGUCAAGGAGACUCCGCCUCCUCUUGUUGCCGUGGUGCCCUCUAGCGCCACUCUGGCCACACACCCUCACGCCACCAUUGUCCCCGUUGUAGUCGCCUCCCCAUCUCUGGGUAACCAUGGUAACCAGGCGGCGGCUCCACCACGCAGCCUCCAGGCUCGAGUCCCCGGCAGCAGCAGACCGCUCCCCGACAAGCCCUCCAUCGCCUCCUUUACUCCACCCUCCUCCUCGUCUUCAUCGUCGCGGCCUCCUCCCAUCUCCGUCUCCCCCCUGACUCCCCCCCGGCAGGAGGAGGAGCCUCAGAGAGACGACACAGGUUUGGACCCUCCUCCUCCUCUUCAUCCUUUCAUCCUGUCAUCUCUCCGUUGGGGCUCUGCCUCCUCUUCCUCCACUCUGACGGACCAGCCAAUCAGUGUGGAGAACUGCAGAGCUCUGACCAAUGAGCUGCAGAGCUGCUUCAAGAGAGCGACACACCUGUACAGGAAGGUGAGCGGCUCCUCCAUUGAUGACUCCGCCCCUGACCAGCGUCAGAUGGCUAUUGUCCUAUCAGAGGCCUUCCAGGCCAUGAGGGCAGAGCUUGACUGCCUGCCGCUCGGAGCACCGAGCAUGCUGGGAGUGGAGGGGGGGCUGGGAGGAGUGGGGGAGGCAAAGACGGCAGCUCUGCUGGAGGAGUACUCACUGCUCCUCCUGCAGGCCGUCAGCAGGAGGCUCGACACACAGCACUAAACUCCUCUCUGUCUUCCUCCUUUUACUUCUUGUUUAUUGUAUUUUUUAUCACCUCCUCCUGCUCCUCUUCAUCACAGAUUUAGGGAUCUGAAGCCAUUUUGUUUUGGAUUCUGUUCUCCAGUCUUAACGAGUGACACCUCGAUUCUUUGGACUGAGUUUUUAGAAGCUUCUGAACUUUUUAUCGAAGUUGUUUUUUAAAGACGUUUUUCCGACAUUCUGAAGAUUUUUCUCUGUUUUCAUUCCCGUCGUUUGGAUUAUUGAUCUUCUAUUGAUUAUUAUGUAGAAACAUUAGAGACUUUUUAAAGGAGCAAACAGCAA
Acanthopagrus latus (yellowfin seabream) is the source of this 5499-nucleotide messenger RNA. RefSeq names its product mitogen-activated protein kinase binding protein 1 (gene mapkbp1). Lineage: Eukaryota; Metazoa; Chordata; Actinopteri; Spariformes; Sparidae. The transcript is spliced from 32 exons. The record is from RefSeq and is a predicted model, not a curated record. Bases 355 to 5181 code for a protein of 1608 amino acids. Gene Ontology annotation, molecular function: protein binding.